Molecule: messenger RNA, 3784 nt
Organism: Mizuhopecten yessoensis (Yesso scallop)
Lineage: Eukaryota; Metazoa; Mollusca; Bivalvia; Pectinida; Pectinidae
Product: polymerase delta-interacting protein 2-like
Exons: 10
Coding region: 3-1136 (377 amino acids)
Biological process (GO): error-free translesion synthesis
Cellular component (GO): mitochondrial nucleoid; nucleus
Molecular function (GO): DNA binding
Source: RefSeq, a predicted model, not a curated record
CUAUGACCCAGGACAGGUAUGUGUUACCAGAUAUUCCCUAUGUUACAGGACAGGUAUGUGUUACCAGACAUUUCCUAUGUUCCAGGACAGGUAUGUGUUACCAGACAUUCCCUAUGACCCCGGACAGGUAUGUGUUACCAGACAUUCCCUAUGACCCAGGACAGGUAUGUGUUACCAGACAUUCCCUAUGUUACAGGACAGGUAUGUGUUACCAGACAUUUCCUAUGUUCCAAGACAGGUAUGUGUUACCAGACAUUCCCUAUGACCCCGGACAGCUGUUCCUUCACAAAUCCUUUUUGUACCGAGGUAUAGUUCUGUUCUCCUGGAACAGCAGUGUCAUCACACACACUUCAGACAAACAGAAAGAUAAAACCAGUAAAAAUGCAAAUGUCAAAUCCCACAUCCCUGACAGUAAACGGAUGAAGAGAAAUUUCCAACAGUAUUAUAUGGCACUGACCGAUCCUCGGGAUUCUCCAUAUAAGCGGAACCAGAUGGAAGCCAUGCAUUAUUUGAAGGAAAGAGAUGAUAUAUCUACAGCAGUAUGUACAGCAAGCAACACAGACAUUGUCAACCAUCAUGACAUCAUACCAUACUCCAGCACAGAGGAAAUACCAAUCGCCAAUGAACUCUUCAAGGCAUACUUUGAUUAUGACAAGAAUAAAGUGCCAGCCUGUCGGGUAAAACCUGAGCUGAAUAAUGCAAUACAGAUGCACUUUCCAUGGGCAGACAUGGACAAUGUUGUGUACAAGGAAACCACGAAAAACAUACAGGUUACCUGUAUACCUUUCUUCUUAGGAGCCAGUAAAUCAGAGAAAACCUCGAAAAAAUACACAUGGAUGUACUGUAUCCGGAUAGAAAACCUUGGCUUGGAUACACUCCAAAUUAGGCAAAGAGAGUGGCUACUGUUUUGUAAUUCCACUGCCAAAAUUAAUACUGAGCGUGGGCCUACCGUUGAAGGUCAGGAGCCAGUUCUCUCCCCUGAGAGGAAGUGUUACCAGUAUGUGUCCAUAGUCCACCUCAAUUCACCCAGAGGAAGCUUGUGGGGAAGCUAUACAAUGGUGAGACCAGAUGGUACAGAGGUUAUCAUCAGGAUACCUAGGAUGGAACUCAGGUGUGACGACGACAAUAACUUAUGAUGAAAAGUACGGGGAAAAAUGGUUUUAAAGAUUUAUUGGUUCGGCAAAACCAAUACAACUAACUGAAGAUACACAAGUCAACAGGAAGGUCAUCCAUUGGCAAGCUGGAGGUAAAAGUCAUCCCAUUGAUGAGAAUGAAGUCAUCCCAUUGUUGAGAAGGAAGACCUUUAUUGACACGUCACAGUGACAAUGGUGAUCUUAAUGUCAUACCAUUUUAUUGGUGAGCUGGAUGGAGGUGAUCAUUGUAUUGAUAAGUCACAAUGACGCAGUGGGCUGAAUAUAAAUUUACAACAUUUGAUAUAGCGCCCUAUCUAGCUAACAUAAGCCACUCUAAAGUGCUUUAGAUAAUACAUACAAUGUAUAUAUAUAUAUGAACCCAUUUAGAUCCUGUUGAGCUUAAUGCCAACCUAUUUACCAGUAGAUACUGGUGAGCUAAAUAUCAGAAUAGGGGAGGUUGCUGUGAUGCUAUACAUCAGUGUUCUCAUUUAAAUGUGGUUGCUUACAUAAGUAGCCUACUAUUCAUCAACUUUAAACCGUGUAUUUUUCAGAAUAUGUAUAGGUCAUCAUUAUAGCAUGUUAUAAUUAACAGGCUAUUCUUUUGAGUCAACCACCACCUGUUUCAAAACUUAGUGAAAACACUGUACAUAUAGAUAAGAUAAGUAGAAAAUCAAUUGUUGUUUUCCUGUAUAGCUUAUUCCGUUUUAUCUGACCCCUGAGUAUUCUGGCAUCAAGCCAUUUCAGACAUUCAUAUUCAAAUUUCUUUUCUUUUGUAAUAAGGCAUAUAACACCAGUGUCCUCUUAUAUCCUGUCAAAGUAAUUGUUGAAUUUCACAGGGUAUCUGAUUAGACAGGUUUCAAUACAGAUUAGAAAGCUUGUAACUAGAGGAAGUGGUACAUACAUGAUCAGCUGAUGAUGUACUUGAAAAUAAGGUAAAUAAUAAGUACAAGUAUGAGGUCUGCCUGAUGUCUCAUCAAAUAUAUGGCAUAAUGAAUUUUUCUUGUUUUCUUUUAUUCAAAGUACUGAACUAUCAUUGUUAAAGGACUCUGGGCAUUAUGGGUAAUUUUUGGCCUCAUAAAAAGUAAAAAACUUCAAAUUGAAUUUAUUUACAAAUUUCUGUUAUAAACAUCAUAUUGGUUAAUUUGGGCUAUCUUUCUUGGUGAAGUUUUUUUCUAAUGCGCAUGCGUGGAUGUUCAUAUUUUGUACUUCAUUUAUUCCAGAUUACGAAAUAUAACUAAUUCUAAAUCUCCGGUGAGACCAGAAAUGGCCCUUAACGCCCCUAGUCCUUUGUGAUUAUCAUUCUAAACUUUGAAUAACGAAACACAAGACAAUUCAUUGUAUAGCAGUUGUACAGUGACAGAAUAGUGAUGUACAUAGCAACGAACGAAACACAAGACAAUUCAUUGUAUAGCAGCUGUACAGUGACAGAAUAGUGAUGUACACAGCAACGAACGAAACGGUUUGACAGAUGAUUGUGUAGUUGAAAUUAUAAUGAUGUAUAAAGCAUUGAAGGAAACAUUUCAGAUAAUCAUCAUGUUCAGGAAAAAAAAUGAACUUUUUAAAACCUCUUAAGCACUUGUACAUAAGUUAUGUUUAGUGUAUAGUAAUAAAUAACUCCUAUAGCCUGCUUACCUGUACUGGUUCUCAGUCUCAAGGUCUAACAUUUGAUGUUAUGGAUUGUAUUACAUUAUAAUGUGUAUGCCCAAAUUUCAUUGAUGUAUGCUUUGUUCUGAGGAAGAUACAUAUUUAUGGCUAUUAGUGAUAUCUUUUGACUAUCACUACUUGUUAAUAAGAGGAAAAACAUAUUAUUUAAUCUAUGUAUCUUUUUUUUUUAACCCGGAUUGAAAGAGCUGAUAUCGUAUCCUCAAUAAUGAGGUGCAUUAUACAAAAUUUGUAUGCAUAUGUCAAUGUGUUACAAAGAUAGCAUCUAUUUAGUUAGAUGUAUGUUAUUUCUACGUGUAUAUUUUUUUUAAAGCAUUGUUUAAACAUUAAUCAUCUGAGUGACACCUGAGCAGUGAGUGUAUGUACAGGAUACUUGUUUCAGCGUAAGACUAUUUGUAACAGUGGACAGCUGAGAGUAGAAGAGUUCAUCACUCUAGCAUACUGUGUGUUAUUAAGUAUGUUUCAUAUUCAUAUGUUUGAAUCAUAUGACUAAAAUAAUUUAUAUUUAUUUAAUCACCGAAAUACCAAAAACAUUUGAAAAGCAAUGACUUUUUUCCUGAUGUUCACAUUGUUGGGUGAUAUCUGAUCUGGUGAGCGUUCGUGUGGGAUGUUCUACAAUUGUGUGUAGUUUGUUUUCGGACAGAUUUAUGUUUGUACUAGAUGUGUGAGCAACUACAUUUAUUAUGUAGCUCUGACUGUAAACUUUAGGUUCUUGGUAAAAAGUUAGAAAACACGUCUUGAUAGCCACCAAACAUUAUUUUUUGAAAUGUGUACAGAAUACAGAUGUAAUUUUUAAACGGUUGUCAGUUUUCUGACAUUCUUAGGAGAAUGUAUGUGAAACGUUAAUACAAGUUUAUCUGUAUGUGAAAUGUUAAUACAAGUUUAUCUGUAUGUGAAAUGUUAAUACAAGUUUAUCUGUAUGUGAAAUGUUAAUACAAGUGUAUAUGUUGCUAUGGAAACAUUGUCAUGGUAAUAAAUCAUCUUCACAA